Molecule: messenger RNA, 2122 nt
Organism: Dreissena polymorpha
Lineage: Eukaryota; Metazoa; Mollusca; Bivalvia; Myida; Dreissenidae
Product: calreticulin-like
Exons: 8
Coding region: 74-1324 (416 amino acids)
Biological process (GO): protein folding
Cellular component (GO): endoplasmic reticulum membrane; endoplasmic reticulum
Molecular function (GO): calcium ion binding
Source: RefSeq, a predicted model, not a curated record
AUGACUAGCUUCCAUCUGUCGAAUCACGUGGUUAAGACGCCGGGCUGUUAGUAGUUGACAUCCACAUCAGUCAAUGGUAAACAUCAAGAUGAAAGUGCUGUGUUUGAUAGUCUUGACAGGCUUUGCAAUUGCAAGUGCCACUGUCUACUUCGAGGAAACAUUCGACUCUGGUUGGGAAGACAGAUGGGUCCAGUCAACACAUAAAAGUGACAAUGGCAAGUUUGUGUGGAGUGCUGGAAAGUUCUAUGGAGAUGCUGAUAAAGACAAGGGUAUUCAAACUAGCCAAGAUGCCAAAUUCUACGCACUGUCUGGAAAGUUUGACAAAUUCUCUAACGAGGGAAAAGAUCUGGUUGUGCAGUUCACUGUAAAACACGAGCAGAACAUUGACUGUGGUGGUGGCUAUGUGAAGGUUUUCCCCAGCACUCUCAAACAGAAGGAAAUGCAUGGAGAAUCCCCAUACAAUAUAAUGUUUGGUCCCGAUAUUUGCGGUCCAGGUACCAAAAAGGUUCACGUAAUUUUCAACUACAAGGGACAAAAUCUUCUUGUAAAGAAAGAUAUUCGUUGCAAGGAUGACGUUUACACCCACUUGUACACUCUGAUUGUGAAACCAGACAACACAUACGAGGUCAAGAUCGACAAUUCAAAGGUCGAAAGCGGAAAGCUGGAGGAUGAUUGGGACUUCUUGAAGCCCAAGAAAAUCAAGGACCCUGAAGCCAAAAAGCCCGACGACUGGGAUGAGAGGGAGAAGAUUGAUGAUCCCAAUGACAAGAAACCCGAGGACUGGGAAAAGCCCGAGCACAUCCCCGACCCAGAUGCAAAGAAGCCUGAUGACUGGGAUGACGAGAUGGACGGAGAAUGGGAGCCACCUAUGAUUGAUAACCCAGAAUUCAAGGGUGAGUGGAAACCAAAGCAGAUUGAUAACCCAGCCUACAAGGGAAAAUGGAUCCAUCCAGAAAUUGAUAACCCAGAAUAUGUGGCAGAUGAUAAAUUGUACAGUUACUCAGACAUUGGAGUCAUUGGUUUUGAUUUGUGGCAGGUUAAAUCUGGUACGAUCUUUGACAACAUUCUCAUCACGGAUGAUGUUGCCCAUGCUGAGAAGGUAGGCAAGAACCUUUGGGAAAAGACCAAAGAUGCUGAGAAGAAGAUGAAAGAUUCCCUCGAUGAGGCUGAGAGGAAGGCACGAGAGGAGGAGGAGGCUAAGAAGAAGAAAGAAGAUGAAGACAAAAAGGAAGAAGAGGAUGAUGAUGAGGACGAGGAAAAUGAAGACAAGAAGGAUGAAGAGGAUGAUCAUGACCACGAUCACGAUGAUCAUGAUGAGUUGUAGGCCUGCAACAUUGACACGCCAUCAGUCACUCAUCAUCACCUUUCUCAGCAAUGUCACUUCAUCAGUCAUCACCAGAAAGUUCCAUAGUCAUUGUACAGCAGCUGUAUAUAUACACGAUCUGUGCGGCAACCAUCUUAUUGCCUUUAAUCCAUUGACAUUGCAUAGAGCACUUGUGAAACAGUUGCUAAUAGGUCAUAAUCAUUGUUUUACAAUUGAUACUUUCUUCGUUAUUAUGUUCAUUUUGUUAUCGUGGUUAUUUCUUUAACAAAUUAUAAUUAGAUAUUGGAAGAACUUAUUCUCUGAAAUGCAAAGGUGCCCAUUUUCACUUAGAUUUGGCAACUUACAUAUACCACACAAUAGCCAAAACAGCGGAAACAUUUGGUUACAUGUGUUUUUUUCUGUAGAAAGAGUACUAUCGUUCUGUGAUAUUCUAUAGAAUGUACCAUUUCAGAUAAAUUGGUAAACGUGUUGUCAACCAUUAUGUUAAAUAUUGUUACCUCCAUGGGAUAUGUUUUUAUUUAAUGUAUUGACUGUGACACUUGUGGCAUAGUGACAUAUUUCUUGAAUUGCAACAUUCAGAAAAGGUAAUUUGAUGUUCUUGGGAUUAUGAAUCAUGUUACGCAUGUUUGAAAGUAUAACUUUAUUUUUGUUUGCUUGUUUGUGUACAAGUUAUAUGCAAGUUUUAGUUAUUGUUUUAUCAUUUUAAUACCUUCUCUUAAUGUUGCAACUAUUUAACAAUAACGAUAAAUGAAGUUCAAUGCUGUGAAUAUCAUGGUAUUAAAAUCUUCAACAACAAAA